This is a messenger RNA of Annulohypoxylon truncatum, 2473 nucleotides long. RefSeq lists its product as uncharacterized. Gene Ontology annotation, molecular function: poly(A) binding. The coding region runs from base 460 to 1986 and encodes 508 amino acids. Lineage: Eukaryota; Fungi; Ascomycota; Sordariomycetes; Xylariales; Hypoxylaceae. The transcript is spliced from 2 exons. Gene Ontology annotation, cellular component: nucleus; cytoplasm. Gene Ontology annotation, biological process: regulation of mRNA stability. The record is from RefSeq and is a predicted model, not a curated record.
UAUGCAGUGGCUACUAGCUACUACGAUUACUAAGUAGUCUUUAGUGGCACAGUGGCUUUGUUUGGUAGUACCCGCCUAAUCAAAUUUGUGGCGGUGUUUCCCAUCCUAACAAUGGGAAUUACUCUCCCAGAUUCCGGUCUCCUCUAGAUCUUCUCAACUUCAACAACGUCAUUCUUUAACCCGAAAUCAGCACCCCAACUCGUCAAAUACCUCUCGAUCUGAAUUUCUUCUUGACAAUCACGACCGCUGUUGAUUUCCGAUCAUCUGCAAAAAAUUGCAAAACGUCUGAGGCCCUAUUGUGCCCCACUGUCGUGUUUUGCCACCGCCAUCGCCAUCGCGGUUAAAAAUUGACGACGCGCACAUCGCAUUCGCCCUAUCCUACCUUGAUAACCUUUGUCCAACAUUUCUUGCAUUAACCCAGAGCUCUACGACCUACGUCGCGAUCCAUUCUAAUUCAUCAUGGCUGUCGAGGUAGUCAUGAACACGCCGUUGGCGGACGCGCUUAACAUGGCCAUCCAGCCAAAGCUGGUCGAAGUAGGAUGGGCAUCGGGCGGCGCUGAUGAUGGCGCGUUAUCCGAAUAUAUCAUCUUGAUGCUGGUCAAUAAGAAGACACAAGAUCAGAUCGCCGCCGAAUUAGCUGGAGAUCUUCUAAGCCUUGGUCCCGAUGAUCCCGGUGCUCGAGACUUUGCGAAGUGGCUCUUUGACGAGAUCGAGACCUUAAACGCUCAACUGAACGGAGGUUCGGGGCAAUUGGGAAAUGCCAAUGGAGAUGCUACGCAGAACGCCAUGCCUUCUGCAGACCAGGAUGCCGAUAUGACUAUGUCAGUCGAUGGCCCCGAGCUAAAUGCUCCCACAGGACCUAGAUCUAUGAGGAAUGGCGCUGCGCGAGGCGGCCGAGAAAAGAGGAUGCUCGGUCAAAUGACCAAAGCUAUGGACCGUAGCCAUGAUAACGUCUUACAUCGUGUCCGAGCCAACGGCAAUGAACGUAUCAACACUCAUCGAACACCACCUACUGGACCGAGAGGCGGUUUCGGGCGCGGAAAUACUCGCAUGCCUAACAAUCGUGCUGCCGGAUUUGCUGCGCACCUUAACCAAGCCGUUGGAAAUAUGUCUCCUCAGAUGCAUGGACCUCCUCCCGCAAUGAAUGGCAUGAAUGACAUGAGCUGGAUGAUGCCUGGCGCUCAAGAUCAGCUGUUCCAGAUGAUCCAGCAACAGAAUCAGAUGAUGCAGCAAAUGCAGCAACAAUUGAACCAACAAAACCAGAAUGCGGGUGGCCGACCCCAUGGAAGGUCUCUCUUCGAUCGGGUGCAAAGCCCGCGAGGAGGUAGACGGGGAGGCCAUGCUAAUGGACACCGGCCGCAUCAGGUUGAUUCGGCUAGCUCUAACGGGGCUACAGGUGAUGAGGAUAUUGACAUGGCUCAAGCCAAACGCGACCCGCCCAAUCCUGAAACGACGGUUUGCAAGUACAACUUGUCCUGCACUAACAGAGAGUGCAAGUUUGCUCACCAAUCUCCGGCGGCACCACCUAAUACUACAGUCGACAUCUCGGACGUAUGCACAUACGGCGCAGCAUGUAAAAACCGCAAGUGCGUCGGCCGUCAUCCGUCCCCGGCGACCAAGCGAGCACACCAGAACGAACAAGAGUGCAAGUUCUUCCCUAAUUGUGCCAAUAUGAACUGUCCAUUCAAGCAUCCCGACAUGCCUCCUUGCCGAAAUGGAGGAGAUUGUGCCGUGGAAGGCUGCAAGUUUACACAUCUUCAGACGAUGUGCAAGUACUCACCUUGCACGAACCGAUUCUGCCCUUACAAACAUGAGGAGGGUCAACGCGGAACAUUCCAGGACAAGGUGUGGACAGCGGGUGGUGCUGGAGGUCAUGUCAGCGAACGCAAGUUCGUAGAUGGGGACGGUUUGGAGGAGCUUAUCGUGCCAGGCGGAGAGACGGGUGCGGCGCAAGAGGCAACGGCGAUGGAGGAAGGUGCUGCUUGAAGGAUUUCUCGAUAAGCAAGGAAUGAAUGGAGUUUACGAUGGUGUACUGAUGACACAAAGGGCGAGGAUGGAUCAGCGGUUCCUACGGAACGGAAUAAGGGGUUGUGAAGGGCUCACAAUUCUAGACUUGGUAUUGCUGCAGGCGUUAGGUCGGUGAUAGGAAAAGGAAACUCAAGGGAUUUCUCAAGGGACUUGAGCGACAAUAUACCCGAUGCAUUUUUUUGUGAUUUGCCAAAUGAAGGUAUCGACUUGAAUAACGCGUGCAGUGACUGUAUUUGGCAAUAGGAGGUAUACGUAUACCUUUGCUACUGGAUAAAUGUGGCCAUCAUGGAUAUCAUAGUGUGCUGACUUUUAUGCAGUGAGCUAUCUACGGACUACAUGUACCUAUGCAGUUAUGCGCCAUAUUCACUGCCCCAUUAUUUACCUAAUAUGUAUAGUCACAUAUGUUUCUGUACGUUGGUACUUGAGGAGGUCAAUAACAUCGCUU